AUGUGUCAUCAAGGUGUGCCUAUAGCAUCCCGUAGUUUUAAACAAGGUCUAGGCAAUUUCAUUGCUUCUUCCAAUGGUCUCGUUCUCUAUGGUAACCAUCCCAUGAACUAUUAUGUGUGCAACCCUGUUACUAAUACUUGGUUUGCACUUCCUCCACCCAUACAUACUGAUGACUAUUACACUGAAGUUCCUCAUAAUGUGUAUGCCAGUGAUGACACGAUAAAGAACUUAGUUGGAUUUUAUUGCCAAGAAGAAGAUGAACAAUUAUCGCACCAUGAUAUUGACGUAGAUGCUAUUACUAAUCACAUACGUCAAAGUUACAAGGUGGUACGGUUUUUUGUGAAGCAAGCUAUUAACAAUGACUGGGAAAUGGUGGUGAAGAUUUACUCUUCUGAUACUGGAAUCUGGAAAGAAUCCAAGCUUGACUAUUUUGGAAUGCCGCUAUAUCAUGUACUAGCUAUGAGCUCAUAUAGCAUCUCUAUACGUGGGGUCUUCUUUUGUUCAACAACCAUUUCAACAGGAAUGCUGAUUUUCGCCUACGUAUUUAACAUGGCGAAGGAUGGCCUCGACGUGUUGAUUGAGGGACCUUCUUCAUCACACAUUAAUGGAAGAGCCUCUGGGGCUAUUGGGGAGUCAGAUUUGGGGUUUCUUCAAUGUGUUUUAGGCCAUGAUGAAAGAUUUGAGGUAUACAUGUUGAAACAGAAACUGCAUAGUUAUUUUGACAAGGAAUGUUACCCUUUUGUCUACAGGUCAGAAUGGACAUUGAGGCAUAGAGUGAAUACUAAUGCUAUUACUAACACUCUGUCUCCAUCCAAAAGAGGAACUUUUCCUGUUGCAUUCCAUGCUCAGAAUUCGCAUAUUUUGUAUCUCAGAAUAGGGAAUCAGAUCAUUUGCAUUGAUAUGCAAAGUGGGAUACUGGAUUUUGUCCCUUACGAUCAUUCCCAUGGCUUGAUUUGCUGUUCCUGUUGCUAUUUGUUGGAGCCCUUUUUUCAUAACCUGGAGUCAUGGCCUUUGUCCCCUUUGCCUCGGCAAAAUUGAUCAACAUCAUUGGGGAUAUGGUCCUCUUUCGAUUUGCAAAAUUAGCUUAAGUAGUUUGGAUUUUAAUAUUUUUCCAAUCCUAUCAUAUAUAGGAAUUGA
Molecule: messenger RNA, 1137 nt
Organism: Quercus lobata
Lineage: Eukaryota; Viridiplantae; Streptophyta; Magnoliopsida; Fagales; Fagaceae
Exons: 1
Coding region: 1-1038 (345 amino acids)
Source: RefSeq, a predicted model, not a curated record